Aethina tumida (small hive beetle) is the source of this 1549-nucleotide messenger RNA. RefSeq names its product ciliogenesis-associated TTC17-interacting protein. Bases 83 to 1540 code for a protein of 485 amino acids. The transcript is spliced from 5 exons. NCBI's taxonomy places the organism in Eukaryota, Metazoa, Arthropoda, Insecta, Coleoptera, Nitidulidae. The record is from RefSeq and is a predicted model, not a curated record.
GAUACAUCAAUUUAAAUUUGACAAGUUCCCCUUUAAUUCUACAGUCAAAAUCUGCCACACACACACACACACACACAAUAAAAUGGAUACUUCAGAGUUAGAGGACUUCCAGGACCAAAUCCUACGGUACCUCCGUAAUACCCACUACAAUGAUGUGGAGGAGGGAGGCCCGUUGCCGCAUAUCCCCUCCUCACUCAGCUUCAUCCAACGUCUGAUCGAAGACUUGUUUAAACGCGUCGGAAAACAUUCCGCAUGGCGUGAACGUUAUAAACAGCUGCGAAAAGAACACAACCAGGAUGUGUUGUUUGAUAUUAUGCAGUUUGUGGAGGACUACUGCAUGGACGAAGAAAUUGUGAAUAAAAUAACAUUCCCGGAGAACCUCGUAAUAUCCUCUUUGGACAACGUAUUAGUCUCAAAAGAGUCGUUGAAUCCAGUGGGAGGAAUGAGCAUAAACGUGCAGUGGGUCGAGGGCAAAUCACCCCGCAACCCAAUCAAAGACUGCGACGCUUUCGACAAGGACCUGAUGGAGCGUUGCCGACAAAUCAAGGAGUACAUAGCAAAAGUGGAGGCGGAAUCGAUGUCCGACCACGAGAAACACCUGGCCAAACAGGUGGACGACCUGGAGGCGGCACUGCUUGAACGUAUGCACAACCAACAGCACAAGUUUCUCGUGCAUGUGUCGUCCCGUUUCUACUGCGGCCACGAGGGCGGCUCCGAAGUCACCUCGUGGGUGGACCGCGACUUCCACACCGUCGAGGAGAAGCGAAAGGAGUACGAGGUGAAAGAGGGCAGGACCGAUACAAAAACUCUGUAUGUUGGGCUGCAAAAGGACAAGUACUACUGGCGGCACACCUCCACAACCGAAGACGAGAACGUGGACGACAGGCAGUAUUACAGUACUGUCAAGAUGCAGAAUUACGUUUCGGAGGGCGCCAAUUUGGUCUUGAUGAGGUAUUUGGUUGUAGCCCGACACCUGGGCCCUUUUGAACUGGCCGCCAUGUAUAUAAACGGAGAGCUUUGUCGAAAUAUCUACGAAUCAAGAGGACCACGUGUAAUCUAUCUGCACGGUAAACGAAUGGAGGCUUAUAAAAUAUACCGAACUAUAAUCGAAAGUUGUGGUCUGUCACAUCGCAUCAGCACUAUAUUUACCACUCAUGGACGAAUUAUAUCGCAAGAAUGGGAAGGGUCAAAGUACGUUCUGAACAUAAACCCCAAACUUGUUUUGGACUCAAAAUUGCUACCAAAAUUUGAAAUGAUCCCUUUGGAAACAACGUGGAUGGACGACUUGGAAUUGUUUUCAAAAUACGCCGAUUAUAAAACAGAGGCUGAACUAAAACUGAAAACAUACAUGUCAGACCAUCCGGAAAUCAAGGCAAUUAUUGCCGACUACAUGCAACACGUGCUGCUUCUGAAACCGUCAAAAGUCGUGGAGUUCAGCUGCGAGUAUUUCAAAAAACUGGCACCAGUUAACGAGUACCACCACACGACCGCCUUCCAGGACGACGACAACGACGACAUAAACUUCUACCGAACAUUAUAAACGAAUAAA